CAGCCUUGCACGACUCGCACACAAGCUCGGAAUCCACUCGGGUCUAUUUCACACUACCCGUCAGUCUUGGAUUUUGGCCCCGUGAUUUCUACAACUUCCACGUUGUUCAGAGAUUCAUUUCAACCAUUCAUGGCUUUUCCCCAUCCGCAGGGCUCACCUACAGGAGCUACCGCCGAUCAGAUGAAUCUCACCGUAGCGUCGUCUCCUUUAACUCCGCCGUGUACUUGAAGAUGAAGUAAGGAUGCAAGUUAGCUGAGCAAGCAAGCAUCUUCUUAAGCUUGGGUUGGUAUUUUGUUGAGCCUGCUAAAGAAGCAUUGGGGGCAACUAACUGAGUGAGACAAUGAGUAACAUAACCACUUGAGCCUCUCAAGCGAUGGUAGAAGGAAACAAUGAAAAUAUUAUGGAUACGACAGAUCUGACUGACACAAGCACAGGCGAGAAACGAAAAAGAGAAGGAAAGCUUAGAUCUGUUGUUUGGCAACAUUUCACAAAGCUUAUAAGGGAGGACGGGACCUGCGAGAAAUGCAAGUGUGGCCAUUGCAAUAAGCUUUUCACUUGCUCAAGUCGAAGCGGAACAACACAUUUGCUUCGCCACUUAACUGAGGGAAGAUGUCCAGUCUUUAAGCUUGACAAGAAGGAUGACCACGCACUUACAAAUACAAUCAAUUUCAGUUGUUCGAGUGGUAAAACUGAUAGAAAAAGAACCAUGCUUCUUCCUUGGAAAUUCGAACAGCCACUUGCUCAUCAACCCAUUGAACACUCCAUUGACAUGGCCAAUGACUUCUUCAUAGGGGAGGAGGGCUUAGAAGAUCUUGACCCUCGAACCAGUGGAUACCCAGAUGGUGACUUGGUCGGACAAUCGUCAACAUCUGCUGCAUAUGCUAAACUCCCUCAACAGAACACAAAAGGAUCUCAAUUGAGUGGAGAGGCAUGGGUGAAUGAGUUGAGGGCAUGCACAAGCAAACUUGUCAAACUCACAAAUGAGCAGUUUCCUAAUAGUUUGUUCUUGAAGACUUGUUUGGCUGGAAGUGGUCCUGAUUACUCCCUACGUACAGCCAUAAAGUACUUGAAUGAAAUGGACGAUACUAUUCCAGAGUCGAGUGCAAUGUACCUAGAUGCUCUUGAUAUUAUCAGAGAUCCAGUAGAAAGGGAGUGUUUUCUUUCUCUAAACCCAGAGCCACGUAGAAAAUGGCUUCAAAGGACACUACACCGCCGAUAUCCUUCUCGUUACAAUAAAGACGUUUAAACGAAUUUUUUGUGUGUUGGAGACUUUUCAGCUUGUUGUACUGUGUGUAGAGCUUGUCUGAAUGGAAACAGGAAAGUCUAAGAAUUCUAUUGUACUUCUUGUUCUCAAUAUUUUCUUAAGUUCAAAACUAACACCGAGUUAUGUACAAAUAACAGUUAGAAAGGUAGAAAUUAAAUUUUAUGUAGGCCAAGUAUACGGGGCAUUAAAAUUGAACAUUUUCUUGAGGCAUCACUAUACGG
This is a messenger RNA of Cuscuta epithymum, 1485 nucleotides long. Lineage: Eukaryota; Viridiplantae; Streptophyta; Magnoliopsida; Solanales; Convolvulaceae. The record is from the annotation of a GenBank genome assembly.